Lodderomyces jiufengensis is the source of this 2793-nucleotide messenger RNA. RefSeq lists its product as uncharacterized. Bases 1 to 2793 code for a protein of 930 amino acids. Lineage: Eukaryota; Fungi; Ascomycota; Pichiomycetes; Serinales; Debaryomycetaceae. Gene Ontology annotation, molecular function: protein binding. The record is from RefSeq and is a predicted model, not a curated record. The transcript has a single exon.
AUGUAUCAAAGACAACGUAAAAAUCAAGAUCAUAUUGGCAACAAUGAUGAUUUCAAUUCAAAUUCAUCUAUUAGUAAUCUGAAUAAUAGCCAAACUUAUAACGGAAAUGGUAACAAUCAGAAUUAUAAUGGUCAUUCAAAUAAUCACUACCAUCAUCAUAGUAACGGGAAUCUGAAUAAUAAUACUAGAACCAAUAUUUCUGAAAAUAAAAAUGGCAAACAAUAUUCAAUGGAAGAAGUAUUUCAAGUAUGGUAUGAUAACAAAGAUAAAAUAUUGAAUACUGAAAUUAAGUCUAACGGGAAUGAAAAUUAUAAAUGGCCCAAACCUGAACCAAUUUAUCAUUUGACUUUACAAGAAUUAAAUCAAAAAGAUGAAGUAGUACAACAACCAAAAACCGAUGACUUACAACAACAAUCUCAAUCAGAAUUUAGCCAACAGCAAGAAAUUUUGGGCCAACAAGAUGUGAAUCAAUCAUCAACUGAACCAGUAGAUCAAUCAUUUCUAGCUGAUAAACUAAGUGGAACAUUUGAUAAAAUAAAUCUUGGAUCUGGAGUUAAUGAUAGUUUAAGUUCAUUCACAACACCAUCAAAUAUCAAUUUGGAUCUUAAUAGAACUUCAAGCUAUCAUGGUGGUUUUGGAACGGCAAAUUCAACUGUUUCAAAAGAAGUUCAACCUGCAUUAUCACCUCCUGUUUCAUUAAUUACACCUGACAAACUUCAAUGGCUCUAUAUUGACCCUUCAGGAAAUGAACAAGGUCCUUUUAAUGGAGAUAUGAUGCAAGAAUGGUUUACUGGAGGUUAUUUAGAUCUUGAACUUAGAAUAAGAAGAAAUGAUGAGCAAGAGUUUAAAACGUUAAAGAAUUUGUGUGAGACUGUUCAAAAUUACAUACAACCAUUUAAAGUACCAUUACCUGAUUUAAGUCAAAAGAAAGAAUCAAGUGAUUUUGGAUUUAGCGGAAGUGCUACAAAUCAACCGUUUGGUUUUGAAAAUGGAAGUUCAAUUAGAUUACCUUCAUCAAAUAUUCAACUGUCAAUUUUUGCAAAUGACUUUGUUAAUUCUCCAAUCAAUGAUGCGUUUUCAUCAACAAAUUUCAAUCAACCAAUUAACAGCUUAAAUAAUGGUUUCCCGAAUGGAUCAAAUUUUGCAGGAAUGGAGAAUUUCAACCAAUCUACUCCAUCUGCAAAUGUAAAUGAUUCAUUUAGUCAAAAUUUUAAUUUGACAUCAAUGCCAACUUUAUUACAACAACAAAUUCAACAGCAACAAAAACCGUUAUUAUCAAGACACAAUAGUGGAUGGGGCAUUGACACUUCUUCACAAUUAAAUCAACAAAUGUCUGGACCCGCAUCAGGAUCAACAGCUCCAUUCAUGAAUAAUCAUAAUGUUGGUACUUCUCAAAUGAAUCAACCAAAUCCAGUUUCUCCAUGGGUCAGCGCUGGAGUUAUGGGACAAUCUGUAUCAAGAAUCAACUCACCUUUUAUGGCAGGCACAAAUGUCAAUCAAUCAUUUGGAAACAACAGUACUAUUUCAGCUCAAAGACAUGAAUCAAUUAAUGAUCAUGAGGAAGAUGAUCAAAGUAAUGCAGUUAUGAAUUCUGUGGUGACCGAUAUUUUACAAGAUGAUCUUGAUAAUGUCAAAACUGGAACUGAACCUCAACAACAAAAUACUACAUUACCUUCCCAAUUUCGAGAAACAUCAACUGCGGUUUCAAAUCAAGCUAAAGACAUUGAUCAGUCUCAACCACCACAAGCACAAGAAAAAGAAGAGGAAGAAGAGAUUGCUGCACCACCUACAAGAUCAGUUGAUUUAAAACCUUCCAAACCUCAAGCAUUAGCACCAUGGGCGACAAAACCAAAAGUUGAAGAAGUUAAAAAACCAAGUUUAUCAUUAAAAGAAAUCCAAAAAGUUGAAUCUGAAAAAAUGUCACAACAAAAGAAAAUUCAAAAUAAACUUAAAUUAGAACAAUCUACAAAAGAAUGGGCAGCUACCGCUGCUGCUGAAAAAGCUGCUGCUGAUCAAGAAUUAAAACAAAAAUCUCAAUUACCUGCAACUUGGGGUACAACAAAUGAAAAACCAACAGUUGUUAAAUCAUUAGCUGAAAUUCAAAAAGAGGAAGCCGAAUUAGCAAAAGCUAAAAAUGCAGCUGCAAUUGCUGCUGCUGCCGCUGCUUCCCAACAAAAUUCAAACCUUGGAGGUAUUUCAGGUUAUGGAAAUAGUAUAUCAUUUGCCAGUGCAUUAGCUAAUUCAGUUCCAAAAGAAGAAGCUACAGCUUGGACUACAGUCACCUCAAAGAAACAACCACCACCAAAGAAACCAACUACCACCAACACAACAUCAAAUAUUCCAACAACCAAAAUUACACCACAAUUAUUACGUAGCGUUUCAGCAACAAAAACAAAUACAUCAACUAUCAAUACACAAGCUAUUAGAGAAGAAUUUUUAAUUUGGGCAAGAUCACAAAUGACAAAUCUUUAUCCAUCAGUUUCCAAGAAUGAUUUAUUAGAAAUGUUUAUUACAUUACCAUCAAAUUCAUCAGAUACUCAACAAUUAAUAUCAGAAACUAUUUAUUCUUCAAGUGCAACAAUGGAUGGUAGAAGAUUUGCUCAAGAAUUUGUUAAAAGAAAAUCAAGAGCUGAUCAACAAUUAGGUGGUGAAGCUUCAAGAGAUUUAAUGAGUUGGUCAUCUGCUAUUAUCUCAAGUGCUGAUAAGAUUCAAACAGUUGAUGAAGAUGGUUGGAGUACAAGUGUUAAACAAAAAAAGACCAAAAACACUUCAACUGUAGGAACAAAGAGAUAA